Chenopodium quinoa (quinoa) is the source of this 4818-nucleotide messenger RNA. Its product is annotated as nucleoporin nup189-like. The transcript is spliced from 3 exons. Lineage: Eukaryota; Viridiplantae; Streptophyta; Magnoliopsida; Caryophyllales; Amaranthaceae. The record is from RefSeq and is a predicted model, not a curated record. Bases 675 to 4412 code for a protein of 1245 amino acids.
UAUGAAAGAUUAAAUUAAAGGAUCGAUGUGACAUGUAGCAUGAGUGAUUUCUAUAUUUACGAAUUAUAUGUAAAUAAAAAUAAUCGAAUUUCACUUGGUUACCUAAAAUAGAUAGAUAAAUAUGAAGUAUCUAAUACUAGAAUGGAUUUGGUCAUCCUUAUUAGUUAUUAUUCUCUCCAUUAGUCUUAGUUUUAGUUUUUUUUUUUUGUUUUUUUUUUUUUUUUUUGGGAACCAUUAGUCUUAGUUUGUUUUCCCUAAAAUAGUAAAAUCAACUAAUAUUAUUCUGACAAUUACAUUUGUAACGUUUUUGUGAGCUAAAUCUCAUCAUAGUUACAUACUACCACGUGUUUGAUCAAAUUAGGGAAAUUUUAGUUACAUUUGUGUGAACUAAAUCACAACCUAGUCUUAGUCAUGCAUUAUCGUAAAACUUUCCGCAAAUAAACAUAUGGUUGAAAACCACUCAAUACAACUUUUUCAUGGCUUUAAAUAUCCCAUUAUAAUUCACUUCUUACCAAAAAACAUAAAUCAAAAAGUUUCUAAUUAGCUUAUUAUCGCAAUUAUAUAUAUAUUAUAUAUAAAAAAAGAAAAAAUUAGAAAACAAAAAAAGGAAGAGUUUCACCAUUCUUUAAAUCGAUCUUCGUAUAUCAAUUAUUAUUCAGUUUGAAUAAUUUUCGAUGGAGUUAUACAUCCUACAGAUUGUCACUAUUCUUUAUGUAGCAAUAACAGCCACCGAAGCAACCUUUAUAUUUCCAGGAGGACAGUUUGGAAAGAAAGGUGAUGCACAUUUCGGUGGUAACUUGAACUUUAAGAAGGAAGUUAAUAAAGAAGUUCGCGGUAAUGGAGGGUUCAACUUUGGUGGACGCAAGGAAGCUUAUGGAGCAGGUAAAAUAAAAGGACAAACAGAAGCAACAAGUAAAGGCGUAGCACAAUUGGGUGCUAAUUUGAACUUAGAUAAACAAGUGAGAGGCUCAGGAGGAUUAAACUUUGGUGGAUCUACCUCGACAACCGGUGAAAAUCAAGGAGCAAUUAAAGGUCAAACACAAAUGGGAACCAACUUUAACUUUGAUAAAAAAAGUAAAGGUUCUGUAGGCUUCAAUUUUGGAGGAAAUAAGGAUCUGUCAGGUGAAGGAAAAGCUCAAGGGGUAGGGAAAGGCCAAACACAAUUGGGUAACAACUAUAACUUUAAAAAGGAUGCUCAUGCAUCUGAAGGGUUCGAUUUUGGAGGGAGCAAAGAAAAAAAUUAUCCUGAUAGCCAGGCGACGGGGGCACCUCAAGGAGUAGAAAAAAACCAAGCACAUUUUGGUGGUAACUUGAAUUUUAAUAAAGAAGCCCACGGUUCAGGAGGGUUCAAUUUCGGUGGACACAAGGAAGUUUCUGGAGCAGAUAAAACAAAGGGACAAACAGAAGCAACAAGUAAAGGCGAAGCACAAUCGGGUGCUAAUUUGAGGUUAGAUAAACAAGUGAGAGGCUCGGGAGGAUUAAACUUUGGUGGAUCUACCUCGAAAACCGGUGAAAAUCAAGGAGCAAUUAAAGGUCAAACACAAAUGGGAACCAACUUUAACUUUGAUAAAAAAAGUAAAGGUUCUGUAGGCUUCAAUUUUGGAGGAAAUAAGGAUCUGUCAGGUGAAGGAAAAGCUCAAGGGGUAGGGAAAGGCCAAACACAAUUGGGUAGCAACUAUAACUUUAAAAAGGAUGCUCACGCAUCUGGAGGGUUCGAUUUUGGAGGGAGCAAAGAAAAAAAUUAUCCUGAUAACCAGGCGACGAGGGCACCUCAAGGAGAAGAAAAAAGCCAAGCACAUUUUGGUGGUAACUUGAAUUUUAAUAAAGAAGCUCACGGUUCAGGAGGGUUCAAUUUCGGUGGACAUAAGGAAGUUUCUGGAGCAGAUAAAACAAAGGGACAAACAGAAGCAACAAGUAAAGGCAAAGCACAAUCGGGUGCUAAUUUGAGCUUAGAUAAACAAGUGAGAGGCUCAGGAGGAUUAAACUUUGGUGGAUCUACCUCGAAAACCGGUGAAAAUCAAGGAGCAAUUAAAGGUCAAACACAAAUGGGAACCAACUUUAACUUUGAUAAAAAAAGUAAAGGUUCUGUAGGCUUCAAUUUUGGAGGAAAUAAGGAUCUGUCAGGUGAAGGAAAAGCUCAAGGGGUAGGGAAAGGCCAAACACAAUUGGGUAGCAACUAUAACUUUAAAAAGGAUGCUCACGCAUCUGGAGGGUUCGAGUUUGGAGGGAGCAAAGAAAAAAAUUAUCCUGAUAACCAGGCGACGAGGGCACCUCAAGGAGAAGAAAAAAGCCAAGCACAUUUUGGUAGUAACUUGAAUUUUAAUAAAGAAGCUCACGGUUCAGGAGGGUUCAAUUUCGGUGGACAUAAGGAAGUUUCUGGAGCAGAUAAAACAAAGGGACAAACAGAAGCAACAAGUAAAGGCAAAGCACAAUCGGGUGCUAAUUUGAGCUUAGAUAAACAAGUGAGAGGCUCAGGAAGAUUAAACUUUGGUGGAUCUACCUCGACAACCGGUGAAAAUCAAGGAGCAAUUAAAGAUCAAACACAAAUGGGAACCAACUUUAACUUUGAUAAAAAAAGUAAAGGUUCUGUAGGCUUCAAUUUUGGAGGAAAUAAGGAUCUGUCAGGUGAAGGAAAAGCUCAAGGGGUAGGGAAAGGCCAAACACAAUUGGGUAGCAACUAUAACUUUAAAAAGGAUGCUCACGCAUCUGGAGGGUUCGAUUUUGGAGGGAGCAAAGAAAAAAAUUAUCCUGAUAACCAGGCGACGGGGGCACCUCAAGGAGUAGAAAAAAGCCAAGCACAUUUUGGUGGUAACUUGAAAUUUAAUAAAGAAGCUCACGGUUCAGGAGGGUUCAACUUCGGUGGACACAAGGAAGUUUCUGGAGCAGAUAAAACAAAGGGACAAACAGAAGCAACAAGUAAAGGCGAAGCACAAUCGGGUGCUAAUUUGAACUUAGAUAAACAAGUAAGAGGCUCAGGAGGAUUAAACUUUGGUAGAUCUACCUCGACAACCGGUGAAAAUCAAGGAGCAAUUAAAGGUCAAACACAAAUGGGAACCAACUUUAACUUUGGUAAAAAAAGUAAAGGUUCUGUAGGAUUCAAUUUUGGAGGAAAUAAGGAUCUUUCAGGUGAAGGAAAAGCUCAAGGGGUAGGGAAAGGCCAAACACAAUUGGGUAGCAACUAUAACUUUAAAAAGGAUGCUCACGCAUCUGGAGGGUUCGAUUUUGGAGGGAGCAAAGAAAAAAAUUAUCCUGAUAACCAGGCGACGGGGGCACCUCAAGGAGUAGAAAUAAGCCAAGCACAUUUUGGUGGUAACUUGAAAUUUAAUAAAGAAGCUCACGGUUCAGGAGGGUUCAAUUUCGGUGGACACAAGGAAGUUUCUGGAGCAGAUAAAACAAAGGGACAAACAGAAGCAACAAGUAAAGGCGAAGCACAAUCGGGUGCUAAUUUGAACUUAGAUAAACAAGUAAGAGGCUCAGGAGGAUUAAACUUUGGUGGAUCUACCUCGACAACCGGUGAAAAUCAAGGAGCAAUUAAAGGUCAAACACAAAUGGGAACCAACUUUAACUUUGAUAAAAAAAGUAAAGGUUCUAUAGGCUUCAAUUUUGGAGGAAAUAAGGAUCUGUCAGGUGAAGGAAAAGCUCAAGGGGUAGGGAAAGGCCAAACACAAUUGGGUAACAACUAUAACUUUAAAAAGGAUGCUCACGCAUCUGGAGGGUUCGGUUUUGGAGGGAGCAAAGAAAAAAAUUAUCCUGAUAGCCAGGCGACGUGGGCACCUCAAGGAGUAGAAAAAAGCCAAGCACAUUUUGGUGGUAACUUGAAUUUUAAUAAAGAAGCUCACGGUUCAGGAGGGUUCAAUUUCGGUGGACAUAAGGAAGUUUUUGGAGCAGAUAAAACAAAGGGACAAACAGAAGCAACAAGUAAAGGCGAAGCACAAUCGGGUGCUAAUUUGAGGUUAGAUAAACAAGUGAGAGGCUCGGGAGGAUUAAAAUUUGGUGGAUCUACCUCGAAAACCGGUGAAAAUCAAGGAGCAAUUAAAGGUCAAACACAAAUGGGAACCAACUUUAACUUUGAUAAAAAAAGUAAAGGUUCUGUAGGCUUCAAUUUUGGAGGAAAUAAGGAUCUUUCAGGUGAAGGAAAAGCUCAAGGGGUAGGGAAAGGCCAAACACAAUUGGGUAACAACUAUAACUUUAAAAAGGAUGCUCACGCAUCUGGAGGGUUCGAUUUUGGAGGGAGCAAAGAACAAAAUUAUCCUGAUAGCCAGGCAACGGGGGCACCUCAAGGAGUAGAUAAAAGCCAAGCACAUUUUGGUGGUAACUUGAAAUUUAAUAAAGAAGCUCACGGUUCAGGAGGGUUCAAUUUCGGUGGACACAAGGAAGUUUCUGGAGCAGAUAAAACAAAAGGACAAAUUUAAGCCAAGCGGCAGGGGCAGCCUAAGGGACUUGCCAUGGCCAAACUUGCUAUAACGGACAAUUAACCCGAUCAAAGUUGAGAAAUAAGUUGGGAUUUUUGCAUCGAUUUUUUUAGUCUAAAUGUUGAGGAUUCAAGAAGUAUAAGCCAAGGGUUGAGCUAAGCAUUAGAUUAACUCCAAAAGGGGCAUGAAAGUCAUAAAGUUAUAACUCUUGAUAAUGUCAUUUUUAUGAGAUCGCGAGCUAGUUUAAUUAUUCAAUGAGGGUAGCUAGGUAAAUUGAAUGUGACCACUUUUAUAUAAGAGAUCUCAAGAAAUGAAAUUAUUAGUGUUUUUUUUUUGUCUUACACUAUCUUUUAAAUUGAAUGUUUAUUAAAUUUCAAUAGCGUAAGUUAAACGAUGUCAUUGUUCG